UCCUAUGAGGACUUCAAUAUGAAUGAAGUUGACUUGAAUACUGAGAACUAUGAAGAAAUAUUUGGUGUAGCUCUUAAUGAUCCAGAACAACUGUUCGGUAACGAUGGAAUUGGUAGCUUGUUAGGAGUGAAGGACAUGUCCGAUGCUGAUUUGAACCAUCGAGGCACAUAUGCAGCUGAGGGGUCAUCAAUUGGACUAGUUAAGUCAAUGCAGCCGGCUAUCAGCAAUCCGGCAUCUGCUGAUUCCGUGAUAAGCUCUAAAACUGAUCCAAACCUUUGCUUUGCAACGCAUGCCCUUUCCAGCAUCUGAUUUUCUGGUCUUAGCGUGGA
Camellia sinensis is the source of this 329-nucleotide messenger RNA. The record is from RefSeq and is a predicted model, not a curated record. Lineage: Eukaryota; Viridiplantae; Streptophyta; Magnoliopsida; Ericales; Theaceae.